AUGAAUAUUUCUAAUUUAAAUAAAUUAAAAGAUAUAAGCACGUUUGGACCUGAAGAUAAUCCACAUGGGAUGGUUUGUGAAUCUUCUUUUGCAACUCUAUUUCCGAGAUAUCGAGAAAAAUAUAUUAGAGAGGUUUGGCCCUUAGUCUCAAAACUUUUAUCUGAACACCAACUCAAAGGCGAUUUGGAUUUAUUAGAAGGCACAAUGAUUGUCAAAACAACACGUAAAACUUGGGAUCCUUUUGUUUUGUAUAAAGCUCGAGAUUUGAUUAAAUUACUUGCUAGAAGUGUUCCUUUUGAACAGGCUCGCCGUGUUCUCGAAGACCAAAUAUUUUGUGACAUUAUUAAAAUUUCCUCAAUGGUUCAAAACCGUGAAAGAUUUGUAAAACGCAGAGCUCGGUUAGUUGGACAAAAUGGGGCAACACUUAAAGCAGGGCUCUCAUCGACAAAAUGCCACUCAAAAGUAUCAAAAUCUUGA
Molecule: messenger RNA, 477 nt
Organism: Meloidogyne enterolobii
Lineage: Eukaryota; Metazoa; Nematoda; Chromadorea; Rhabditida; Meloidogynidae
Source: the annotation of a GenBank genome assembly